AUGAAGAGGUUCUUCACAAGGGGUGUCUCAAAAUUUCACUCUCACUCGAAGCUUAAGAAAUCUCAGUCUCAGAUAAUGGCAGGAAACAUUUCUAAUCCAAGUGGGAGCAAUGCUGUUAAUAUUUUGCUGAAUCAUGACUUCUCUGAUGGCCUCAACUCUUGGCAUCCCAAUUCUUGCAAUGGCUAUGUAAUUUCAGCUAAAGUAGGCGAUCAUGCUGGAAUUUCGAUAGAGUCGGAUCGUAACUAUGCUGUUAUCACUGACCGGAAUGAAUGCUGGCAAGGUCUUGAGCAAAAUGUCACAGACAGAAUUUCGGUUGGUUCCACUUACACGGUUUUGGCUUUUGUUGGAGUGUCUGGCUCCGGCCUUUCUCAGGAAUCUGCUGAUGUAAAAGCUACACUGAAACUAGAAUAUCAUGGUUCAGCUACACAAUAUUUGUUCAUUGGAAGUACUUCUGUUAUAAAAGGUAGCUGGGAAAAGUUGGAAGGAACAUUUUCACUGUCUACUAAGCCCGACCGGGUUAUAUUUUAUUUGGAAGGACCUGCUCCUGGAGUUGACUUGCUUAUAAGAUCAGUACAGAUCAAUUGCUCCAAUCCAAAUUACAAUAGCUUAAGCACGGAAGGAUGUGUUUCUACUGGAGAUGAAAACAUCAUAAUAAAUCCUCAAUUUGAGGAUGGCCUGAAUAAUUGGUCUGGAAGAGGCUGCAAGAUUGUGUUGAAUGAUUCCAUGGCGGAUGGUAAAAUUGUUCCGAAGUCUGGGAAAUUGUUUGCAUGUGCAACAGAACGAACGCAGGCCUGGAAUGGAAUUCAGCAGGAGAUAACCGGACGUGUGCAGCGCAAACUGGCCUAUGAGAUCACUGCUUUGGUUCGGAUAUAUGGUAACAAUGUCACUAAUGCCGAUGUUCGAGCUACUUUGUGGGUUCAAACACCAGAUUACCGAGAGCAGUAUAUAGGCGUUGCAAAUGUGCAGGCAACAGAUACAGAUUGGGUGACACUGCAGGGAAAAUUUCUUCUAAAUGGUUCUCCAUCCAAAGUGGUCCUUUAUUUAGAGGGCCCUCCUUCUGGGACUGACAUUCUUGUUAAUACUUUGGUUGUAAAGCAUGCUGCUAAAACGCCUCCUUCCAUACCACCAAAUGCAAAGAAUGUUAUUUUUGGGCUUAAUAUAAUUGAGAACAGCAAUCUAUCUGAUGACACCAAAGGAUGGUUCCCCCUUGGUAGCUGCACUUUAAGUGUUAAAACCGGUUCUCCUCAUAUAGUUCCACCAAUGGCAAGAGAUUCUCUUGGACCUCACGAACUUUUAAGUGGUCGCUACAUACUUGUAACGAAUAGAACACAAACUUGGAAUGGUCCUGCCCAGGUGAUCACUGAUAAAGUGAAGCUAUUUUUGACUUACCAAGUAUCUGCUUGGGUCCGGAUUGGUUCUGGUUCAAGUGGACCGCAAAAUGUGAAUGUUGCCCUUGGUGCUGACAACGAGUGGAUCAAUGGAGGACAAACCGAGGUUUCAGAUAAGCAGUGGCAUGAAAUUGGUGGAUCCUUUAGAAUUGAAAAGCAACCAUCAAAGCUUAUGGUUUAUAUCCAAGGUCCUGCUUCUGGGGUAGACUUAAUGGUUGCUGGACUUCAAAUUUUCGCCGUCGAUAGACGAGCAAGGUUUAGAUAUUUAAAGAUGCAGACAGACAAGAUCCGGAAACGUGAUGUUGUCCUAAAAUUCUCUGGGCUAGACGCCAGCAGCUAUGUUAACACCACGGUGCAAGUUAGGCAAACACGAAAUGAUUUCCCGAUUGGAACAUGUAUCAGCAGAUCAAACAUAGACAAUGAAGAUUUUGUCAACUUCCUUGUGAAACACUUCAACUGGGCUGUGUUUGCAAAUGAGUUGAAGUGGUAUUGGACUGAGGCACAACAAGGGAAUUUAAAUUACAAAGAUGCUGAUGAUCUUUUAAGCUUGUGUCAAAAGUACAAUAUAGAAACUCGUGGACACUGCAUCUUCUGGGAAGUGGAACAAACCGUUCAACAAUGGAUUAGGUCGCUGAAUAAAAACGAUUUGAUGACGGCAGUUCAAAACCGUUUAACCAGUCUUUUAACUCGUUACAAGGGUAAGUUCAGUCACUAUGAUGUUAACAAUGAAAUGCUGCAUGGUUCAUUUUACCAAGAUAGAUUGGGUAAAGAUAUAAGGGCAAACAUGUUCAAAACUGCAAACCAACUCGAUUCAUCAGCUACAUUGUUUGUGAAUGAUUAUCAUAUUGAAGACGGAUGCGACACAAAAUCGUGUCCUGAUAAGUACAUCCAACACAUUCUUGAUUUGCAAGAACAAGGUGCACCCGUUGGCGGAAUUGGAAUUCAAGGUCAUAUUGAUAACCCGAUUGGGCCUAUCGUUUGCGCUUCACUCGAUAAAUUAGGUAUUCUUGGAUUGCCGAUAUGGUUUACUGAACUUGACGUGUCUUCUACAAAUGAAUUUGUGAGAGGUGAUGAUCUUGAAGUUAUGCUCAGAGAAGCUUUGGCUCACCCUGCUGUUGAAGGGAUAAUGUUGUGGGGAUUUUGGGAGUUGUUUAUGAGUAGAGACAAUGCACAUUUGGUGAAUGCAGAAGGUGAUAUUAAUGAAGCUGGUAAAAGGUUUCUAGCUUUGAAACAAGAGUGGCUAUCUCAUAGUCAUGGCCAUGUUGAUGAGCAAGGUCAAUUCAACUUUAGAGGGUUUUAUGGAACAUAUAAUGUGGAAAUUGUGACACCAUCAAAGAAAAUUUCUAAGACAUUUGUGCUUGAUAAAGGUGACAAUCCAAUGAUGGUAUCCAUUGAUUUAUAA
This is a messenger RNA of Lathyrus sativus (Indian pea), 2790 nucleotides long. The record is from the annotation of a GenBank genome assembly. NCBI's taxonomy places the organism in Eukaryota, Viridiplantae, Streptophyta, Magnoliopsida, Fabales, Fabaceae.